CAGCGUUUCUUCCAAUAACCCAUGUCUGUGUGCAUCCCGCCUCCCUGCGCUCUCAAAUAGAUGGUGCAAGUCAAAAUGUCCAAAUCGUCCGCAGACCCACUGCCUGGUGUCGAAACAGGCUCACAGUCUCACAAUUUUCAGCUGCCCAGGAAGUUGCCUAAGAGGAAGAGUCGGUUCAAACGUUCGGAUGGCAGCACGUCCUCAGACACCACCUCCAGCUUCAUCAAAAGACAGGGGUCGGCUGAUUCGUACACCAGUAGACCGUCGGAUUCCGACCUGUCAGCGGAGGAGGACCGCGAGGCGUAUCGGCGUGAAGCCGAGCGCCAGGCCCAGCUCCAGCUCGACAGAGCUAAGUCUAAACCUGUAGCGUUUGCGGUGAAGACCAACGUGGCUUUCUGUGGGGCUCUGGAUGAGGACUGUCCUGUUCAAGGAGCUGCAAUCAACUUCGAAGCCAAAGACUUCCUGCACAUUAAGGAGAAGUACAAUAAUGACUGGUGGAUUGGUCGUCUGGUGAAGGAGGGGGCAGACAUCACCUUCAUCCCCAGCCCUCUACGCCUGGAGGCUAUGAGACUCAAACACGAGCAGAAACAAAGGAAAAGAGGGGGGAACUCUUCCUCCAGUCUGGGUGACAUGGUGUCUGGGAGCUGGAGGACAACGCCACCAUCCGGUGACAAACCGAAGCAAAAGCAGGAACACAUUCCUCCAUAUGACGUGGUCCCGUCUAUGCGGCCGGUGGUCUUAGUGGGGCCGUCACUGAAGGGCUAUGAGGUGACAGAUAUGAUGCAGAAAGCUCUGUUUGACUUCCUGAAACACAGGUUUGAAGGAAGAAUCUCCAUCACACGUGUUACGGCAGACCUAUCUCUUGCCAAGAGAUCUGUCCUCAACAAGAGGCCCAUCAUGGAGAGAUCCAAUACUCGCUCCAGCCUGGCCGAGGUCCAGAGUGAGAUAGAGAGGAUAUUUGAGCUGGCCAAAACCCUCCAGCUGGUAGUUCUGGAUGCAGACACCAUCAACCACCCGGCCCAGCUAGCCAAGACUUCCCUAGCCCCUAUCAUCGUCUACGUCAAAGUGUCCUCGCCAAAGGUGCUCCAGAGGCUGAUCAAGUCCCGGGGGAAGUCUCAGAGCAAACACCUGAACGUGCAGAUGAUGGCUGGGGAUAAGCUGUCUCAAUGCCCCCCUGAGAUGUUUGAUGUCAUUUUGGAUGAGAACCAAUUGGAGGAUGCGUGUGAGCACUUGGCUGAAUACCUAGAGGUCUACUGGCGCGCCACUCAUCUUCCUGACACCACCCCCAUCAACCCGCUUUUAGAGCAGAACCUCAUGACCCCGCCCUCAGCCAACUCUAGCCUACAGACCCAGAAUAAGAACCAGCCCCCAGCACAGCCCAGCGGUGUGGGGGUGGAGGGUGAGGAGGAGGUGGGGGAGGAGGCCCACUCCCCCCUGGAGCAGGACAGCCUGAUGCCGUCUGAAGAGGGCAGCGACUCCCUGUCCCGUGGCCUCCUGGGGGGCCCACGCCUCCGGGGGGACGAGGAGGACGAGGAGCUGGUGGAGGAAUUAGAAGAGGAACUAGAUGAGGAGGAGGAGGAUGCGUUCGAGUCCCCCUGCCACGCCCAAACUUACAGGGACAGGUACCCCCCUCACCGCGGGCACCGCGGGGGCGUCCACAGCGCCAACGGGCUUGAGUCACAGGACAGGCUGCUCCAGCGCGAUGCCCAGCAGGGGCACAACCAGCGCAACAACUGCCAACGCAGCCGCCCUUGGCCCCGAGACAACUACUGACAUCUCUAACGUACCCCUGACCCCAAGACAACUACUGACAUCGCUAACGUACCCCUGACCCGAGACAACUACUGACAUCUCUAACGUACCCCUGACCCCAAGACAACUACUGACAUCUCUAACGUACCCCUGACCCCAAGACAACUACUGACAUCGCUAACGUACCCCUGACCCGAGACAACUACUGACAUCUCUAACGUACCCCUGACCAGAGACAACUACUGACAUCUCUAACGUACCCCUGACCCCAAGACAACUACUGACAUCUCUAACGUACCCCUGACCCCAAGACAACUACUGACAUCUCUAACGUACCCGAGACAACUACUGACAUCUCUAACGUACCCCUGACCCCAAGACAACUACUGACAUCUCUAACGUACCCCUGACCCAAAGACAACUACUGACAUCGCUAACGUACCCCUGACCCCAAGACAACUACUGACAUCUCUAACGUACCCCUGACCCCAAGACAACUACUGACAUCUCUAACGUACCCCUGACCCAAAGACAACUACUGACAUCGCUAACGUACCCCUGACCCCAAGACAACUACUGACAUCUCUAACGUACCCCUGACCCAAAGACAACUACUGACAUCUCUAACGUACCCCUGACCCCAAGACAACUACUGACAUCGCUAACGUACCCCUGACCCAAAGACAACUACUGACAUCUCUAACGUACCCCUGACCCCAAGACAACUACUGACAUCGCUAACGUACCCCUGACCCCAAGACAACUACUGACAUCUCUAACGUACCCCUGACCAGAGACAACUACUGACAUCGCUAACGUACCCCUGACCCGAGACAACUACUGACAUCUCUAACGUACCCCUGGCCCAAAGACAACUACUGACAUCGCUAACGUACCCCUGACCCGAGACAACUACUGACAUCGCUAACGUACCCCUGACCCCAAGACAACUACUGACAUCUCUAACGUACCCCUGACCCCAAGACAACUACUGACAUCUCUAACGUACCCCUGACCCCAAGACAACUACUGACAUCUCUAACGUACCCCUGACCCGAGACAACUACUGACAUCGCUAACGUACCCCUGACCCGAGACAACUACUGACAUCGCUAACAUACCCCUGACCAGAGACAACUACUGACAUCUCUAAUGUACCCGAGACAACUACUGACAUCUCUAAUGUACCCCUGACCCGAGACAACUACUGACAUCUCUAACGUACCCGAGACAACUACUGACAUCUCUAAUGUACCCCUGACCCGAGACAACUACUGACAUCUCUAAUGUACCCCUGACCCCAAGACAACUACUGACAUCUCUAACGUACCCCUGACCCAAAGACAACUACUGACAUCUCUAACGUACCUCUGACCCCAAGACAACUACUGACAUCUCUAAUGUACCCCUGACCCCAAGACAACUACUGACAUCUCUAACGUACCCCUGACCCAAAGACAACUACUGACAUCGCUAACGUACCCCUGACCCGAGACAACUACUGACAUCGCUAACGUACCCCUGACCCGAGACAACUACUGACAUCUCUAACGUACCCGAGACAACUACUGACAUCUCUAAUGUACCCCUGACCCGAGACAACUACUGACAUCUCUAAUGUACCCCUGACCCCAAGACAACUACUGACAUCUCUAACGUACCCCUGACCCAAAGACAACUACUGACAUCUCUAACGUACCCCUGACCCCAAGACAACUACUGACAUCUCUAACGUACCCCUGACCCCAAGACAACUACUGACAUCGCUAACGUACCCCUGACCCCAAGACAACUACUGACAUCUCUAACGUACCCCUGACCAGAGACAACUACUGACAUCUCUAAUGUACCCGAGACAACUACUGACAUCUCUAAUGUACCCCUGACCCGAGACAACUACUGACAUCUCUAACGUACCCGAGACAACUACUGACAUCUCUAACGUACCCCUGACCAGAGACAACUACUGACAUCUCUAACGUACCCCUGACCCCAAGACAACUACUGACAUCUCUAACGUACCCCUGACCCAAAGACAACUACUGACAUCGCUAACGUACCCCUGACCCGAGACAACUACUGACAUCGCUAACAUACCCCUGACCAGAGACAACUACUGACAUCUCUAACGUACCCCUGACCCCAAGACAACUAGCUAUACCCAGACUACAACUUUGGCCACAAGACACCCACUAAUACACAGUAAGUGUGCUCCUUGUCCCCCAACACUCACCCCAACUAUGGAAACAAUGUAGUAUCAAUUGUCCCCAUAACAAUUACUGACUGCUGUGCACAUUACCACCUUCUACAAUCACACACUUCCAGGCUUCCAGUUCUACUCAUUCAGAUUAGCUGGGGUCAUGUUAAUCAGAUAAAAGGCUAUACGUCAACAGGGCUACUCACCGCCACAAUAGCAGGCUAUAACUACUGGCUAUAGGUCAAGUUAAAUUUUAGGCUUCUUCGCAUAAGGUUUCCCUAAUGUAGGAUGACACAUUUACUGGCCUUAAAUCCCUAAGACGUUUAUGUAUCUUUAUUAUUGCAUGUAUGAUUAUUUUAGGACUAUUUGCACAUUAUGGUCAGAACAGGAACCAUAGGCUCUUUCUGGAUAAACAAAAGUAGGAAUGUCUACAUUUUACUAAUCUGCUAUGGGAAAUAGUAAUGCAUCCGAAUAUAUUGUACAUAUUGAAUGGGUACCUGGUUAUAAUCAACCUGGUCUCAGAGAAUUUAGUAUUAUUCUGUAUGCAAAUCCGGGACUCUCCAUUUAGUAUGAUAUGUUACAUUUCAUAUGGUAUGUAUUAAAUUGUGAAUGUCCAUCGUCCAUUUUGUA
Molecule: messenger RNA, 4579 nt
Organism: Coregonus clupeaformis (lake whitefish)
Lineage: Eukaryota; Metazoa; Chordata; Actinopteri; Salmoniformes; Salmonidae
Gene: cacnb3a
Product: calcium channel, voltage-dependent, beta 3a
Exons: 14
Coding region: 61-1773 (570 amino acids)
Biological process (GO): chemical synaptic transmission; neuromuscular junction development; calcium ion transmembrane transport
Cellular component (GO): voltage-gated calcium channel complex
Molecular function (GO): protein binding; high voltage-gated calcium channel activity
Source: RefSeq, a predicted model, not a curated record